Molecule: messenger RNA, 756 nt
Organism: Cucurbitaria berberidis CBS 394.84
Lineage: Eukaryota; Fungi; Ascomycota; Dothideomycetes; Pleosporales; Cucurbitariaceae
Exons: 4
Coding region: 1-756 (251 amino acids)
Biological process (GO): mRNA splicing, via spliceosome
Cellular component (GO): ASAP complex; nucleoplasm; cytoplasm
Molecular function (GO): RNA binding
Source: RefSeq, a predicted model, not a curated record
AUGGACGACGAAGCUACACCCCAGACAGUCGGUCAAGGUCAAGAGGACGAAGCUAUACGCGCAGUCCGACACCAAGGGACGCGUCGCCAGCUCCUAGAAAUUGUAGUCGAGGCAUUGACUAGAAACGUCAAAGAAGACCAUAUUCGCGAGAUAUUCGGCAAAUACGGCGUUAUCAAAGACCUUAGAAUGCCUAUGAAUCCAACUUUCAACGUAAAUCGGGGAACCGCCUAUAUCAUUUGGAUGGCGCCAAGAUACAGGUCUCAAUUGUUCUUCCACGACGCCGUUUUUCGCGGACACCACCGCCUGCGCGCAGAGGUCCACCGCCCCGAGAAAGAUACAACGACGAUUAUGACAGUUAUGGAGGCGGCCGUGGUGGAAGGGGACGUGGGGGAGGACCUCCUGGUGGAUAUCGACCACCGCCGAUGGAUGGACCACGCUAUCGAUCUCCACCGCGCAGACGGUCGCCAGAUCGAGGAGGGCAUUGGGGACGUGGUAGGGGUGGACGAGGAGGUGGUGGUGGAGGUUAUGGCCGACCGCGCUCAUACACCAGAUCUCGGAGUCGAUCACCACGGCGAAGUCGAUCACCGUCUUUCAGCAGAUCACCAUCUAGGACGCCACCCAGACGGCGAGGUGGGUACGGUAGGCGUGAUAGUCCACCCAGGAGAGGCAGGGGUGGCGGCGGAGGAGGUGGGAGAGGUCGAAGGAGUCCGAGCUAUAGUUCGUAUGGCAGUCGUAGCCCUAGGGAUCGCAGCCUGA